UUUUAGUUAUCUUGAAAAAUGUUAAGAAAUUCACUGGCCGGUACACCGUGAUGUGGUCAACAUGCGGGACGUAACAUCGUCGGCCGAUGAUGGUGGGAGGGAUAGAGCCUCGUUGACCACGGACUUCAAUUUCCGCAACCAGUCUGUACUGGCAAUUAUUACUUGAAACUGCUCGGGUAUAAAAAGGAUUACAAUGCUCGCCAAUACUGUCAGGUGGACCACGAUUGUGCUGGUUACAGUAGGGUUUUCCGUACGUCCAAGCUUCUCGAAUCUGCCUUACGUGAACACGAGCUGUCUAGAAUUACGGAAAGUCCCUUAUCAAGAGUCUUACACCAAGAAAUGCUGGUUGUUCUUCACCUGCGACGGAUCGCGUACCGGUUACAUCAUUGACGUCAGAGCAGCUCUUCACUGUGAACGUGAAUCUGGAAAAAACGAAACAGCCUACGUUCACGAAAGCCAAAGAUCUGUCAAUAAGAGCAGAUGUGACAGUGGCUUGGAAGGCGAACCCUGCGAUGAGCCAGAUCUGUGUGUAAUCGCCGAACUCGACGGAGAAGAGGUUGCCAAACGAACCAGGAACGAUACUUCCGUAACCAACUGGCAAGAGUUCCCUGCUUGCCGACAGAAAUGUCUCGACGAACUACGCGGAAAAGUUGUCCAUUCUACCCAGAUUCUCGGAAACAUAACGUACCAUUUGAUUCCUGCUCAUUCCCAGUGCAACGCUACGGAAACUUAUGAGCCAUUUUAUGCGAAACAUACUGACAUAACGGCAGCAGUAAUCUUGGCAGGCAUAACAUUUCUGUUCGGGAUUAUCAGCACUGCUUGCAUCCUCCGAAGAAAAAAAGGAACAAAAGUCGACGAGAAAGAUACACCGACGCGAUUUCCGACCAACGAAUACAACGAGGAAAAUGCACUUUAUGUGGCCACUGGGAGUCGUAGGUGAUCUCUAUUUCCGACGACGGAAUCGUACGAUAUGUUUUUUCCGAUCUAUGACACAGAAAAUGAAGCGUGCCGAUUAGCUCAACAGUUCUGAAAAUUUGGACCACGCCAAUCACCGAUAAAAAAAAAUAUAGCUAAACAAGUAGUCAGUAGAGAAACGGAAAUUUGAUCUACAACGAUUGAAGAAUCAGCGACUCCUUCGAUAUGGAAUUUUUCUCUCACCUUUUAUCGACAAAAGCAAAUGUCUCUUUGCAACCUACUUUACUUAUUACUUAAUUGCGAUUUAAGAUCGGUGAUCAAUUUCGUGUAACACCCACACUAGUCGUAUUAUUUUAUUUGUAAUUGUAAUGGUCAAACGUCACUUAUACUACAUUAUUGAUAUU
This is a messenger RNA of Neodiprion virginianus, 1319 nucleotides long. RefSeq lists its product as uncharacterized. The record is from RefSeq and is a predicted model, not a curated record. Bases 194 to 940 code for a protein of 248 amino acids. The transcript is spliced from 5 exons. NCBI's taxonomy places the organism in Eukaryota, Metazoa, Arthropoda, Insecta, Hymenoptera, Diprionidae.